Molecule: messenger RNA, 3519 nt
Organism: Asterias rubens (European starfish)
Lineage: Eukaryota; Metazoa; Echinodermata; Asteroidea; Forcipulatida; Asteriidae
Exons: 3
Coding region: 1-714 (237 amino acids)
Biological process (GO): tissue regeneration; cell adhesion
Cellular component (GO): membrane
Source: RefSeq, a predicted model, not a curated record
AUGAAUAUCCAAGUUCCACAGACAAGUGUUGAAUCAGACAGUGCAAAAUUGAUUCAGACGUUGUCAAGCAGCGAUGAUCUGAGAAGUGGUAGGGACAGCGGCAACAACAGCAGCACUGCCAACCUACUCAACGAUGCUGAACAAAAUCCUUUCAUCAUCAGCGCCAACCAUCCAUCUGGUACUCCGAACAUAAAGUUCACUGAUUCUCUACCUUCGACCAGUCGUCCUUGUCCUCAGUCAAGAUCAUUCAUCAACAGCGGAAGAUCUAUGUCGAUGAUCGUUCAUCCAGGCAGUGUGCGCAGAAACUAUGAACCUGUACAACAGGAGAUGGAAAACUGCACAAGUGUACCAACUACUCCCGUCCCAUCGAAUCCUGCUCCACGUGCUAUAGACUACAACAUAUAUGCAACAAAGAAGACUGUAUGUGAGGGAUUUCUUGCUGUCGCCUUGCUUAUGGCCAAUGCCUCCCAACUCAAGAGCCUUGUCAGCGUGGGCGAAGAGUUUCGAUUCUUCCGCUUCGUCACCGCCCUCAUCGUUAUCUCCAUCACGCUGCAGCUCAUCACCGGUGUCUUCCUUCUCUUCCUUGGGCGCGACAAUCUCAGCGAUGUCUACCGUCAACGGCGUCUGGACCGCAUCAACAACUGGACCACGGGGUUGGUGUUCACCAUCGUGGUCAUCAAUAUUUUCAUCGCGGCGUUCGGCCUUCAGAGCUGAUCUGUAGAGGAAGGCAAUCGUGGCAGGAAGUCCAUCAGAGUGGCAGGUUAUAAGGCACGGGUAUUUUUGUUUUACAGGGUUAUCAAUUAUUAGAUUUGGCUUCAGUUAAUGACACAGUGACUUCUGUGUAGUCAUUAUGAAAUUAGGGCACCUAUGUAACCCCAUCUCCCUUGGCAGUUGGUCAGAGAAUCUCUUUUAUACUCAAACCUUUACACUUUAACCCCAAGCCAAGAAUUUGCCUUCCUCAAGGGUUGAACCAACUGUGUACUGUUGAAUCCAUCAAAAUCAAUAUAAACAAAACCAAUGAAUUGUUUGAUUUCUUUGCUUGUUAUUCUACAACCUGGUAUGAAUAUGCACGAUGAUAUGUUUACUCAUUCACCCUUUUCAUAGGCCCUUUUCACAUGAGAGCAAUUUAACUGGGGUCUCUUGCUUUAUUUUAGCAUUGUCGUAACUUUUUAUAAAUUGCACUUUGUGUGAAAGGACUGUCCAAGUCCCUAGUGAAAUUUUCUCCAACAUGCUAUUUUUGUCAGAGGUUCAGACCUAUGUCCUCUGUACAUAAUUAGGCUGGUAUGGUAUUUUACCAUCUAGAUGCAGCAAGGCUAAAAGUGCAUUACACCUCCCAGCACCAUGUUCAUGUUGCCACUGUGCUUGAGGGUGUUUUUUUCAGUAGGCAAUUCCUUAAUGCGUGGACAUCACUUAAACUCACUGACAAUGAUCAGAAAUGCAUGUCGUAAUUGAUUGAAAAGCGUGUUAUUUCACAGCCAGUUUGGUUCCUUGGUUAGUAAAUGGCAUGUGCAUAAUCCAUGCUCUGUAGUUUAAUUUGAGAGAAUCUAUUCAUCCUUGUAAAGCACCUUCAACAAUAAGAUGUGGCAUAUUUGGAUGGUUGACAUCAAGUCACACUGUUCUCCUUGAGAGGCUUUUGGGGAAAGCUUUGCAUACCUAGACAUACUAUUGUCUGUUUGGGUGUUGUCUAGAUGGGUAAACCAUGGAGGAAGAAAAUACUGACCACUAAGGGAGACUCACUGACCCAUGAAGAACCAGGGUCCUCUAACCAGGGCAUUGCACUGAAUCGGUCAUGGGUGAUUGAAUACAUAAUUCUGGGAAUAAACAAGUCCUUUCAUGAUGGGAUAGAAUUGAUUUUUUUUAUGGAAAGAGUUUCAGGGUUUUUAAAAAUAACCGUUAAGUAGUGCAGUUAUUGUCCAGCACUCUUAACUGAAUUCAGUGGGGUGUGACUUGUGUCGUUCAUUCAUCAAUUUAAAGCUCCAACCAAGGUUUAUAUAGACCCUGCCUUGGAUACUGCCUUGCCUUGUUUUGUUGGUGAAUCUCUGUAGAGCAUAGAGCAUAGAGUAAGGACACUAAAGGACAGCCAUAGAGCAAAGGCCUUUGAAAAAAAGUAGCUAAGCACAAUCAAAUGUUGCUUAACAGGAUAAGGUUUACCAGCCAAACUACCAUUUCAAGUGUACAUUUUGUGACUGGUGUCCUAAUCAUUUCUGAUGAAACAGAUAAUAGCCAUGCAAUAUUUUUUGCUUAAAAGCACCUCUAUGAAAUUGGGCAUAGCGCACAUUGGUCCAUCCACAGAGAACUCCAUGGUAAAUCUCUGUAGAGCUUGGGGGCUCAUAUUCAUUGAUAUCCUAAAUUGGACAAAUCCGCAUAUCUAUCUAAAAGGAGCAGAUCUGAGAGAGUGUUUUAUUGGUUUUUCUAAGGGCCAGAAAACAGCUUGGUCUGUCCGAUGAAAACUCUUCAUGCCUUAGACAUGCAACUUUCUAAUUGCAAAAAAAAACAAAAGGAAAUGAUCGAUCACACUUAACUUGUGUACAGUGUUUUAAAGAUUUCUAUGGCACUGUUUUGAAAAGAAAAAGAGGAAAUCAGCUGAACAGUUGCAUACUUGUGUAUUGAAAGAAACACUGAUGCAACAUGGAACAAAAUCUGAUUUUCACAUAUGCAGGCAGUGUAUUAGUAAGCCUAAAUCUUUUAAGCUAGCUCAAAUGUUUACUAUUUUGGAAGUGCUUUGUACUACUAAAUACUUGUGUAAAAUCCCUGCAGAUAAAAAAAUACCACACAGACACAAAGGAAAGCUUGUUUUGUCCAUUCCAUCCCUUGCUUAAUAUCCGUCCGUCCAGCCCAACUUUAAAGGCCCCUGGAUGGUCUGGCACCCAAGGUUAACUAGCAGUGGACCCUGUCCAUCUGUGACCUUAAUUAAUCUGUCUUCAGUCCUUGGGUACUCUGACUGUAGAUUCAAAUACUUUUCCAUAUUGUUGAUCUAGUUGUUGAUUUUUGAUUUUUGGAUUGGAUUUUGGAAGUUUGGGCCUUCAGAGGAAGUUAUCCUCGGACCAUAUCAGAAUUACGUAGUACUUAUACAUUGAAGUUGUUUUAAAAAAAAUCUGUCUGUUUUAGUGUGUAAUCGAUAAAUUUUAUUCAAUUUGUUAAAUAAUUUUAGAAAGUUAUUUAUUGAGUCUAUGUAAUUAUUAUGUAGUAUUUAAUACACCUAUAUUAUAUUUUUUACAUGAUUUUUCUUGUAUUUGUAAUAUUUACUGAGAUACGUGUGACUAGAGUUUUGGAGUUACAAGCAACAGUUUUCUAACAACAGUUCUGUGGCCUAAUUAUGCCAAUCUGACAGUAUUAGGAUGGAUCCAAAUACAAACAACUCAACAAACACUAUGUAUUUGUACAUGAUAACAUUUGAAAACUAAAACACUUUUUUAAAGAAUAUUUUCAGUCUGAUUUAUGUUUAUCAACAUUUUGUUCAUUUAAAGGCAGUGGACACUAUUGGUAAUCUCAAAAUAAUUAUAAGCAUAAAACCUUUCU